This is a messenger RNA of Pyrus x bretschneideri (Chinese white pear), 1823 nucleotides long. Its product is annotated as dr1-associated corepressor homolog. The transcript has 6 exons. Gene Ontology annotation, molecular function: protein heterodimerization activity. Gene Ontology annotation, biological process: regulation of DNA-templated transcription. Bases 344 to 1363 code for a protein of 339 amino acids. The record is from RefSeq and is a predicted model, not a curated record. NCBI's taxonomy places the organism in Eukaryota, Viridiplantae, Streptophyta, Magnoliopsida, Rosales, Rosaceae. Gene Ontology annotation, cellular component: nucleus.
CCCAAAAAAAAAAAAAAGGUCCAACACCGCGAGUCUAUCCGAUCCUUAAUAUUAUCAUCUCUCUCUGUUUGCGUUCCUAUUUCAUCUAACUCGUACGGUCGGAUAUUCCGUUGGAACCAAAAAAACCAGUUUAAUCUGUUUGUAUUUUUCUUAUUAUUAUAUAUAGUUUUAAUUUUAUUUCAGAAGAAAAAAAAAGGUUUCGGAUCUGAGAGGGGUGCGAUGGAUUUUAUACGACAAUGAUGAAAGCAGCAAUCAUUCUUCUGCGGCUCUGAAAAUUCGAUUCUCUUUCGGUUUCCUUGUUGUUUUGCCUUUUCGAUUUAAUUAAUGCUUCAAAUCUGACGCCAUGAGGAAGAAGCUCGAUACCCGUUUUCCUGCUGCCCGGAUUAAAAAGAUUAUGCAAGCUGAUGAAGAUGUUGGGAAGAUAGCAUUAGCAGUGCCUGUUUUAGUGUCUAAAGCGUUGGAGCUAUUUUUGCAAGACCUUUGUGACCGUACCUAUGAGAUAACCCUGCAAAGAGGAGCUAAAACCAUGAAUGCAGUGCAUCUAAAGCACUGUGUACAGAGCUAUAAUGUGUUUGAUUUUCUGAGGGACAUCGUCAGCAGAGUUCCUGACUAUACUCAUGGUCAUUCUGAUGCUGCUGCCGAUGACCGAACCCUUUCAAAAAGAAGAAAACCACCAGGUGAUGAAGGCAUUGACAGUGAUGAAGAAUUGAAGAGGAGCAAGAUGCUUGAGAUAAAAAAUAGCAGUAGCAGCGGCAGAGGAAGAGGUCGGGGUCGGGGUCGAGGCCGUGGACGUGGUCGGACCACUGAAAGAGACACUUCGCACCAUGAGACUGAAUCUGAUCCGUGCACAUCUCUUCGGCAGAUCACUGAACCUAAUCCUAACCCUGGAAUGGUGGUGGAUGAUGUUUCCGAGUCAAAGGAUAUAUUGAAAGAAAAUGUCAUUGCCCCUGAUGAAUCUGAUCCAGCAGUUAGAAACUUUGAUCUGAAUGCCGAUGUUAAUGAUACUGAUGACACAAAAGCUGCCGCAACAGCAGCCCAAGCUUCUGCAACAGCAGCCCAAGCUUCCGCAACAGCAGCCCAGGCUUCCGCAACAGCAGCCCAAGCUUCCGCAACAGCAGCCCAAGCUUCCUCAACAGCAGCCCAAGCUGCCCCAACAGCAGCCCCAGCUGCCCCAUCGGCAUCCCAAGCUGCCCCAACGGCAGCUCAAGCCUCAUCAGCUGGACCUAUCACCGAGCCUAAACAUGAAGAAUAUCCUGGGUGGUCUCUCUCUGAUGUGGAUGGAAUGGCCAUUGAUCCUAUUCAACUUGCAAAUCUCAGCAGAAGGCUAGAUGAGGAUGAGGAAGAUUAUGAUGAAGAGGGCUAAAUUCCACUCAAUGGCUUAUUGUCCCAAAGUAGGGUAGCGGGAUCAAGAUCAGUGGAAAGCUCUUGAAGGAAAACUAAAUAAAAGUAUACAAAAGCUGGAAUAGCGACCUAAUUGGAGAUGAAAUGGCCAGGGCACUUUGUCCCAACGAAGAGUCCGAAUUUCUCUUCCUGUCCAAUGGUAGUAUCGUAGCAUUUCCUAACAUCCAUUUCCAGAGGUAGCAUUUCCGUGACGAUGGCAGAGAGGAUAGCCUUUGCAAAUUGACUCUUAGCAGUGUAUGAAGAAUAUGGCACCCUUGAAUAGCGGUGGAUUGCCCUAUGAGUGGUUUGCCUUUUUAAUUUACUGUGUUUGUUACAGAUUUUCAGUACAAGUAGUAGCUUGCUCGUCGUUAUCGUGUGGAAGGUAAUAGUUCUGUUAGCCCUUUCAAUUAAUCUUCUGACCAGUGAAUUGGAUUUUCUUUUCC